UAUGGAUUUCUAUGGUGGAAAUCUAAAAGCUAAAAAAAAAAAAAGAAAAAGAAAAAAAACCCUCUCUCUCUCUCUCUCAAUCUCUCUCUGUCGUACAGCUGCUAAUUGUCUGUGUCUCUGGUUUUGUGUUUCGCCUUCUCCUCUUCCCGGGAAUCGAUACACUCUGAAUAAUCGAGGAGGAGGAGGAAGAAGAAGAACGGAGGCACUACAAUAUCACCAACAACAACACCAGGAAGAAGAAGAAGAAGAAGAGGGGAUUUUUUGACUUUCCGGACACCGGAGAACCACAACCGACCUUAAACGAGAAACCCUAGGUUUUCUCCCCUUUUCGAUUCCGCCUAAUCUGGACAAUCAUCCCUUCGAUUUUAAGUCGAGGAGGAAGGGGAAAAGGCCGAUUCGAAGAGUAAAGAUGUUGUGGAUUAUGAGAUUCUCUGGAUUCUUCUCUGCCGCUAUGUUGAUGGUUAUUCUCUCUCCAUCUCUCCAGUCAUUUCCUCCGGCGGAAGCGAUUCGGUCCUCUCACCUUGAGUUCAAUCUCCGGCAGUCGGUUCGUCUCUCGCUCUCUGAUUCACGGAGUCGGUUUCUGUUCCGUAGGUCGCCGUUGUAUCGCAAUGCUGAGCAAUGCAGUCCAAGAGACUCCAAAUUUUCGGGUAGAAUUGGUGUUUGUGAUCCGAGUUUGGUUCAUGUUGCGAUUACGCUUGAUGUUGAGUACCUUCGUGGUUCAAUCGCGGCUGUGAAUUCGAUUCUGCAGCAUUCGCUCUGUCCAGAGAGCGUGUUCUUUCAUUUCCUUGUUUCGGAGACGAAUCUUGAAGCUGUUGUUAGAUCUGCUUUCCCUCAGUUGAAAUUCAAGGUCUAUUACUUCAAUCCGGCGAUUGUUCAGAAUCUGAUUUCGACGUCGGUGAGGCAAGCGCUUGAACAGCCGCUUAAUUAUGCGAGGAACUACUUGGCGGAGCUAUUGGAGCCCUGUGUUCGCAGAGUAAUUUAUUUGGACUCCGAUCUCGUUGUUGUUGAUGAUAUCUCGAAGCUUUGGAGUACUAAUUUGGGUUCUCGAACCAUCGGAGCGCCGGAAUACUGUCACGCGAACUUCACCAAGUAUUUCACCUCUCGGUUUUGGUCGGAGAAGCGGUUUUCCGGCACGUUUCUUGGCCGUAAGCCUUGUUACUUCAACACCGGCGUGAUGGUCAUAGAUCUCGUUAAAUGGCGACGGGCAGGCUACACGAAGCGGAUCGAACGGUGGAUGGAGAUUCAGAAAAACGAUCGGAUCUACGAGCUCGGUUCGCUUCCACCGUUUCUUCUUGUGUUCGCUGGUGAUGUAUCGCCCAUUGAGCACCGGUGGAACCAGCACGGCCUCGGCGGCGACAAUGUGAAAGGCAGUUGCCGGAACCUCCACGCCGGUCCGGUGAGCCUUCUUCACUGGUCAGGGAGUGGAAAGCCAUGGACGAGGCUGGACUCCAAGGAACCUUGCCCUCUGGAUUCCCUCUGGGCUCCAUAUGAUUUGUACGGUCAAUCUCACUGAACCACCGACGACCGUCCACCGUCGCCGGUAAGAAAAGAAAAAGACAGAAAAGCCCUCCCACAUCCUCCCCUUCUUCCUCUUCCCCAAAGGACUGUUUUGUCUACUAAUUUAGUCCUUCCAAAUUCCCCAUUCUUUUCCUUCUCCAUUAAUUCAUAUUUUCUUUACAUAUUUUUAUUUAUUUUCUCUUCCUUUUUCUGGGGGAUCGUUGACUCAUCAUCAUCUGCUUCUUCUUUUUUUUCGGACCAUUUGUAUUUUAUUCUACCCCAUUAUCAUCAUCAUCAUCAUCAUUCCUUGUUCUGAAAAUAAGAAAUAGAAUCCAUAGCCAAAUUUUUUAUAUUGCUGUAUAGACUCCCAUGGGCUUGUUUGUUUGUUUUCUUUUUCUCCUUUCCAUUUUUCUUUUCUAUCUAUAGAUGGUCUGUUUUUCUCGUUU
This is a messenger RNA of Benincasa hispida (wax gourd), 1943 nucleotides long. Its product is annotated as putative galacturonosyltransferase-like 7. Gene Ontology annotation, cellular component: Golgi apparatus. The record is from RefSeq and is a predicted model, not a curated record. Gene Ontology annotation, molecular function: glycosyltransferase activity. Lineage: Eukaryota; Viridiplantae; Streptophyta; Magnoliopsida; Cucurbitales; Cucurbitaceae.